Molecule: messenger RNA, 5506 nt
Organism: Ooceraea biroi (clonal raider ant)
Lineage: Eukaryota; Metazoa; Arthropoda; Insecta; Hymenoptera; Formicidae
Gene: Rat1
Product: 5'-3' exoribonuclease 2 Rat1
Biological process (GO): nuclear-transcribed mRNA catabolic process
Cellular component (GO): nucleus
Molecular function (GO): RNA binding; 5'-3' RNA exonuclease activity; zinc ion binding
Source: RefSeq, a predicted model, not a curated record
AGGCCCUCAAUGUCAAUUUAGAGAUCGCUCCUCGAUCCAAGUAAGAUAAUUUUUCAGGUGUUAAUUCAUUGUUAUACUUUUAUGAUUAUACUGUGAUUUAUUCAGAAAUUUCAUCAAGUUAUUUUGUAUAAAAAAGAAUUGAAGGAAAAUGGGUGUACCAGCAUUUUUUCGUUGGUUGAGUCGAAAAUAUCCUUCUGUAAUUGUGGAAUGCAUCGAACAAAAGCAAAUAAGUACAGAUGGAGUAUGUGUCCCUGUGAAUUCUGCAGAUCCAAAUCCAAAUGGGAUAGAAUUUGAUAAUUUGUACCUUGAUAUGAAUGGCAUAAUACAUCCUUGUACACAUCCUGAGGAUAAGCCAGCUCCUAAAGACGAAGACGAAAUGAUGGAAGCUAUUUUCGAAUGUAUUGACAGAUUAUUUCGCAUUGUUAGACCAAGAAAGUUGCUUUACAUGGCAAUUGAUGGAGUUGCACCCAGAGCUAAAAUGAAUCAGCAAAGAUCUCGACGAUUUCGAGCAUCCAAAGAAACGACAGAGAAGAUCAAUGAAAUUGGCAGAAUACGUUCAGAAUUGGUUCUCAAAGGUGCCUCGUUGCCUCCGGAAAAACCAAAAGAAGAGCAUUUUGAUAGUAAUUGUAUCACGCCGGGCACACCAUUCAUGGCAAGAUUGUCAGCCUGUUUGCAUUACUAUAUCCACGAACGUUUAAAUAAUGACCCAGGGUGGAGGAAUAUUAAAGUAAUAUUAAGUGACGCUAACGUUCCAGGUGAAGGAGAACAUAAAAUUAUGGACUUUAUACGCCGACAGAGAUCACAACCUGACCAUGAUCCUAAUACGCAACACGUUUUGUGUGGAGCGGAUGCUGAUCUAAUUAUGUUAGGUCUUGCUACACACGAGCCUAAUUUUACUAUUAUUCGCGAAGAAUUUAAACCGAAUAAGCCAAAACCAUGCGAUAUAUGUGGUCAAUUAGGGCAUGAAAUGCGAGAGUGUACGGGUGCAGAACCAAACCAAAAACCAGAGGAAAGUAUAUAUGGAUCCGAAUGCCAAUUUAUAUUUGUACGAUUAAAUGUUCUCAGAGAAUAUUUAGAGAGAGAAUUGUACAUGCCAAACUUGCCAUUCAAGUAUGACUUUGAACGAGCUGUCGAUGAUUGGGUGUUCAUGUGUUUUUUCGUAGGAAACGAUUUUCUACCUCACCUCCCUUCUCUGGAGAUCAGAGAAGGCGCAAUUGACAGACUUGUUGCUUUAUAUAAAAAAGCAGUAUACAAAACAGGGGGUUUUUUGACUGAUAGCGGCGAUGUUAAUUUAGAUCGUGUACAAUUAAUAAUGUCAGAUCUUGGUGACGCAGAGGAUGAAAUUUUUAAGAAAAGGCAACAAAACGAACUGGCAUUCAGGCAACGUGAAAAGGAUAAAAAGCGGAGGCAUGAAAUAAUAAGUAAUUUUAAACCAAAGUGGAUUCCUACGGGACAAUUUGCACCAACUGCUCUUGGGCAAACAGUGAAACCCAUAGAAAAUCCACGUUACGAAGCUUACCAAAUGCGUGUGCAGGGCAGAAAUUACAAUACAAAUGCUGCUGAAAAUAAGAACGUUAAUCGUGCUUUGGAAAGCAUGUUAAGACCUGAGAAUGCGGGGAAUGCGGGGAAUACGGGACAAAAACGUAAAUUGGAAGAAGUCAAUGCGAAAGACGAGUCAGAUGAUGAGCAGUCACACGAUGAAGUACGACUUUGGGAAGAUGGUUUCAAAGAUCGAUAUUAUGAAUCGAAAUUUAAUGUAUCCACCGAUGAUCUUGUAUUUAGAAAUAACGUUGCUUUGCAAUACGUACGAGGUUUAUGCUGGGUGUUACGAUAUUAUUAUCAAGGUUGCGCAUCAUGGAGAUGGUACUUUCCAUAUCAUUACGCGCCAUUUGCGAGUGACUUCAUUAAUAUCGGUGGUCUUUCUACGGAAUUCGAAAAGGGCACUGUACCAUUUCGUCCAUUAGAACAAUUAAUGGGUGUAUUUCCUGCUGCUAGCAAGAAGCAUGUACCUGCGCCAUGGGCAGAAUUAAUGAUCGAUCCAACAUCUUCAAUUAUUGACUUUUAUCCAGAAGACUUCAAAAUCGACUUAAAUGGAAAAAAAUUUGCUUGGCAAGGCGUAGCUUUGCUUCCAUUUGUCGAUGAGAAAAGAUUAUUCAAAGCUUUAGCGCCACAUUACGAUAGCUUAACAGAAGCAGAAAAAAGGAGAAAUGUUCGUGGUGACGACAGGCUAUAUGUUGGUACAGGCAAUAGUGGUUACAAUUUUAUAAAAGGUCUUUAUACAAAUCAGAUAGGAUUUAAUGAAGAAGUUGAGAUAAGUAUAGACGGUAUGCGGGGCACUGUAGUUUUAUCAGAAGACUGCGUGACUGAAGGAGGAACAUUACCUUCACCUGUAAGAAGUUUACCAGUCAGGAAUAAUCAAAUAUGCUGUGUUAGCUACAAGGAUCCUAAAUACGGUUCUAAUCAUAUUUUUCCUGCUCGCAAAUUAAAAGGAGCUAAAGAGCCUCCACGAGUUUUAAAACCACAAGAUUUUGAAAUGAUGAAUCGCAAUAAUGGAAAUCAGUGGAAGCCGCAAAUUGGUUUCACUCGAUCUUCGCAAACCGCUUCGUUGGGACAAUCAGGGCAAAGAAUGCUCGAACACCACAUGAAUCAUAAUAGAUUAUCAGCAUAUGUGAACAUUCCACCACCAAUGAAUUUAUAUCAACAGUCAUUAUAUCAACAGUCUCAUGCACCAUCGGUGCCGUUGCUGCCUCCAAUUUCUCCGUGACGGUCUCAUGGAGGAUUCUCGAGAGCCCUCAUCGCCCUCUGGGCCAUCCAACCGAGCUCUGUCCGGCAGUCUCCAUGCCAACACCCGCUCGAUAAAUUUAUUGGUCGCCUCUGACACGACUGCUGCUGAAUUGUGUCUCUUCCGUGUUCGCAAGCGAACGUAGUUCGCAUACACAAAAGAUAAGCAUCAUUGAAUUAUGUUAUCUUCCAUUGCGUUUCAAUUUUUUCAUUUUCGGAUAGAGAUUAGACACAUCGAAUACUCUUCAAUUAUUUUCUUUGGCAUAACAUAAGAUAAUUCUUUAGUGCUUUCAUAAAUUUGUCAUUAAACUUGUCAUUAAAAACUGUCAUUUAUCAUUAAACGCUCAGAUAUUUGUUAAUAUCUCAUAUUAACAUAGAUAUCUUAAUAUUUUAUUAGAUGUGUGCAAGUCUUUUUUUUCGUGCACUUCUGCUUUUCGUGCAUGAUGUAUGGCAAUAUAGUCAUCAAAAUAUUUGUCCUCCAUAUUUGCUAUGACUUUCUGUCAUCUCUCAGGUGGCUUCAUCUCGAAAUUACAAAUUUUUUCGUAUCUCAGUCACACAUCUCGAAAGUGCUGUCCAGCUGCAUCGAUCGGAAUAAGUAGUACGAAGGCGCCAAGAGUGAGUGACGCCGAGAGAACUUCUCAGUCUAAGUUGAAAAUGAUUUGCUGAGUACGGAGAGUAACAUAUAGCUUUUAGUCGCUUAUUCAUUAUUAGUGUUCACUCACUAGUAAAACACUUUUUACAAGCUUAUGUUUAUUAUUAAAUCAUGACAUAUGAUAUGGUUUACAAAUUUCGACGCUAGCUUUUCAAACACGUAAAAAAGAAACAAGAAUUUAUUUUGAAAUAAAUUCAAUACAAUUUGAAAUAAUUAUACCAGAGUGCUGCAGAAAGGCUUGUACACAAUCCUGAUAUACAGGAUGUCCGGUAAAGUUUUAGCCAACGCUUGUAUAGAGGUAGGAUGGGUCGAGUUGAACGUGUCGCUGGUAUCUUUUCUUAAUAUUCUCUAAUAAAUCGCUAACGUGCCUAGAGUACUUAGAGUACUUUUUAUUGUCUCAGCGCGCGAGAUGCACUUUAAUUUAUACCUUGAUAAUUGAUUAAUAAUACUUUGGUAAAUGUUCAGAUUAGGGGCGACCUCACUGAUUUCAAUGUCCUUGAUGAAUGCCAGUAGUAAAUCGAUCGUUAAACGUAGACAGAAUCAGUUACAUAGAAACUAGCACGAAUGAGUGGCUGGCUUCUCUAUCUUUCUCUUUCAUACUGCUAUGAAACUCUCGUUUAGUCAUCGAUAUCGAAACGCAAUUGGAAAGCUCUGCUAAAUACUCACGAGCCGAUUGGAAAUCGGAGCUUUUCUGCACUUGAGUUUCGGUUUUACUGAUUCCCAAAGCUCAUCGAGGUAUAGAUUGAAUUGUUUCGAUAAACGGAUGAACGUUUAACAGAAUAUUUACGUUUUCGAAAACGUUGCUACUGUCGUCUAUCGAGAUAAACAUGCGUUAUGUCUACGACAAUAAUUCAGCUUAAUAUUAUUUCAAUAUUCAAUAUGUACCAUACUUUUAUAACCUAUUUUGCUUUUGCAAAAAAUAUUUAAUAUUUGAUAUUUGCAGCUAAAAAAGAAUACGUUGUUAUACUAACAACAGUUACGAUAUGUUAUUUAAGGCUUGAAGUUCGAUGAGGAGGAAAUGAAAAGGAAUCUUGCGAAGUGUUAAGAAUGCCAUGCCGAAAUGCUUUCGUUUCGUUAUGUCGACUGAUUAAGACGUUAAGAGAGAUGUCUCCUCGAAAACUUUCGUUACCUAACUAGAAAAUGAGAAAAUGAAAGUAAGAAAACGAAAAUGGGAGGAAAGAAGAAGAAUUUAAAUUGUUUAGUUGGUUUGUCUAUUUUCUGUGAAGAUGCAAACACUGGCAUGAAUAUUCGAACAUACAAAACGAUAAGAAAAGAAUGUUUGAGAAAGGAGAAAAUGAGAGGGAUGAUGCCAACGUAAGAUGAAACGAAUCGAACGCGAGAGAGGGUGCAACGGAGCACCAGACGAGCUGGCAGAAAGAGUGAUAAAGAGAUUACUGCCUGCCUAACUAAUUGGCUUCAUAGGGAAGACACUUUUUUAUAUUUCACGUACGCAUGCCGACAAUUUCAAAAGCGCGUCUUCAGCCUCGAGUCCCAUCAAUCCUCUUCCUCCUCCUCCUUCUCUUCUUCCCUCUCUUCUUCGUCAUCUUCUCUCGUUCCCCGCUUACAAGUAGUGGGCGGAACAAAGCUACCGGAAAUCGCCGAGUGGUUUCUCUGGUCCGCUGAUGGCGCCAUCUUAUACUGGAUGCACUGAGUUUUAAAGAGAGAAUAUGUGCGCACGAUACAUUGCAUUGUUUUUGCAAGUAUACGAAUAUAGAUUUUUUCUCUUCUUUCUUUCAUUUUUUGCCAUCUUUCCUUAGCUUUAAUAUUGCAUAUGGUUUGUGUCAUACAGAAAAUUAAGCAACGUUAUAAAAACAAAUGCUUUCUAUCUAAUAUAUAACAACUUCCACCUAUAAGUACCUUUAUUUACAAAAAAAAAUGGAAUAUUCUUAUGAAUCCUUAGAAAAUUAUGUUCCAUGUAAACAUUUACUACGUUAUUAAUAAUAAUUUACUACGUUAUUAAUUUACUAACUCAUUACACUACAUACAAUACAUAUUAAGAAAUGUGAUCUUUAUUAUUAAAAUAUUGAGGUGUUUGACGUAAAUAUAUCAUUCACAAACUCGAUAUAGAGAAAA